AUGCCUGUCCCUAGAUGGGAGUCCCUGGUAGCGAACCUGUACCAACUGCAAAGCCCAAAGGUUUUGCUCUUGAUGUGGACGCAGAACAUUGACCUUCGGAUGCAGGUGCAGGCCAUGGAGUUAUUCUCUGGGGAGGCAAGGGUGUUAGUGUUGGCUAUAGUGAUGAGAGAAUCCCCUGAUUCCCUGAAUGUCCUAGUCUACAAGGCCUUCUAUUUGCAACGAUAUGGUCAGUACAUCAACUCUCAGGGUGUGAAAAGAUUCGUUGGUGACAAGAAGGGGCUCAAAGAAAGUGG
Molecule: messenger RNA, 293 nt
Organism: Symbiodinium pilosum
Lineage: Eukaryota; Dinophyceae; Suessiales; Symbiodiniaceae
Source: the annotation of a GenBank genome assembly